Beta vulgaris subsp. vulgaris (sugar beet) is the source of this 2946-nucleotide messenger RNA. RefSeq lists its product as uncharacterized. Gene Ontology annotation, molecular function: protein kinase activity; ATP binding. The record is from RefSeq and is a predicted model, not a curated record. Lineage: Eukaryota; Viridiplantae; Streptophyta; Magnoliopsida; Caryophyllales; Amaranthaceae. The coding region runs from base 200 to 2599 and encodes 799 amino acids. The transcript is spliced from 21 exons. Gene Ontology annotation, biological process: protein phosphorylation.
UUUCUUCCAAUCGUCUAGUUUUUUUCUUUCACAGAUCGGGCAUUUCUUCACUUCUCUUCUAUUCUGCCUCUCCUCCCUCCUCACCCCCGCCUCAAAAUUCUGUCUCCUCCUUCAACACAUCUGUCAAUCACAACCGCCAUUGAAAUCGAAAUCUCAAUCUCAAUCUCGGAGGUUGAGAGGUUGAAGGAGUGAAGGAAAAAUGUUCAAGUUUUUGAAGGGAGUUGUGGCGGGAUCUGGCACUGGUGUUAAGGAUUUACCUUAUAAUAUUGGCGAACCUUACUCCUCCGCUUGGGGCUCUUGGACUCACUCUCAUGGCACCUCCAAGGAUGAUGGUUCCCCAGUUUCAAUAUUCUCACUUUCAGGAAAUGUCCAAGAUGGUCAUAUAGCUGCCGGGCGCAAUGGGGUGAAGCGACUGCGAACGGUUAGACAUCCCAAUAUAUUAUCAUUUCUUCACAGUACUGAGGUAGAGACGCAUGAUGGGUCUACUACCAAGGUCACAAUUUAUAUUGUAACAGAACCUGUUAUGCCACUGUCAGAAAAAAUCAAGGAGUUGGGGUUGGAUGGCAAGCAGAGGGAUGAAUAUUACGCCUGGGGACUGCACCAGAUAGCUAAAGCUGUCAGCUUUUUAAAUAAUGAUUGUAAGCUUAUUCAUGCAAAUGUUUGCUUGGCGAGUGUGGUGGUGACUCAAACUCUGGACUGGAAGUUGCAUGCUUUUGAUGUUUUAUCCGAGUUUGAUGGGAAUAAGGAAGGUUCUGCUGGAUCAAUGCUGCAAUAUGCAUGGCUUGUUGGCACACAAUACAAACCCAUGGAACUGGCUAAGUCUGAUUGGGUAGCCAUUAGAAACUCUACCCCAUGGGCAAUUGAUUCCUGGGGAAUAGGUUGUCUAAUAUAUGAGAUUUUCUCGGGUAUGAGGCUAACUAAGACAGAGGAACUCCGAAAUAUUGCUUCAAUUCCAAAGUCGCUGCUUCCAGAUUAUCAGAGGCUAUUGAGUUCCAUGCCUUCCAAGAGACUAAAUACUUCCAAGCUUAUAGAAAAUAGCGAAUACUUUCAAAAUAAGCUGGUGGAUACAAUACAUUUUAUGGAGGUUCUCAGUUUGAAAGACAGUGUGGAGAAAGAUACAUUUUUCCGCAAGCUUCCAACUCUGUCUGACCAACUUCCUCGCCAAAUCGUGCUGAAGAAAAUACUUCCACUACUAGCUUCUGCUCUAGAAUUUGGCUCAGCAGGUGCUCCUGCUUUGACAGCAUUGAUGAAGAUGGGCUCUUGGCUUCCACCUGAAGAAUUUAAUAUCAAGGUGCUGCCAACCAUUGUGAAGCUCUUUACAUCUAAUGAUCGAGGCACAAGAGUUGCAUUGCUGCAGCAUAUUGAUCAAUAUGGACCAUCAUUAUCUGCCCAAACUGUAGAUGAACAAGUUUAUCCUCAGAUUGCUACUGGAUUCAAUGAUACAUCAGCUUUUCUUCGAGAGUUGACAUUAAAAUCGAUUCUUGUUCUGGCGCCAAAGCUUUCUCAACGUACAAUGUCAGGAUCUUUGUUGAAGUAUCUCUCAAAGCUGCAGGUUGAUGAAGAGCCAGCAAUUAGAACAAAUACUACUAUAUUACUGGGAAAUAUGGCAAACUAUCUCAAUGAAGGGACAAGGAAGAGGGUCCUCAUAAAUGCUUUUACAGUUCGUGCAUUACGCGAUACAUUCCCCCCAGCACGAGGAGCAGGAAUAAUGGCCCUGUGUGCCACGAGUUCUUAUUAUGAUGUCACAGAGAUUGCAACAAGGAUUCUGCCAAACGUUGUGGUGCUUACUAUUGAUCCUGACAGUGAUGUUCGAUCCAAGUCGUUUCAGGCAGUUGACCAAUUUUUGCAGAUUGUGAAGCAGUAUAAUGAGAAGGGUGAUACAGGAGAUGCUAGUAUGACAGAUCUUGGAGCUCCUGGAAAUUCUAGCUUGCUUGGAUGGGCUAUGAGUAACUUGUCUUUAAAAGGUAAAGCAUCUGAGCAAGUGCCGGUUGCCGUUGGGGGUUCUAGUGCACCACUUGCUACAACAAGCUCUGAUACUAGUUCAGUUGUGGAUGCGGUUGCUACAACUGCAAUGCUGACACCUCUUCGGACAAGUUCCAGUAUGGAUCUAGUUGAUCAACCGGUUCCAGCAUCCCCGACCUCAACAGAUGGCUGGGGAGAACUUGAAAAUGGACUUGAUGACCAUGAUAGUGACAAAGACGGGUGGGAUGAUAUUGAACCACUUGAAGAGCCAAAACCAUCUCCUGCGCUUGCAAACAUCCAGGUUGCUCAAAAGCGGCCAGUUGCACAGCCUAAGCCAGCUUUGUCUCAACCAAAAUCAGCAGCUUCAAGUUCGCAGCCAAAAAGCACUGUACGAAAAGCCAAAGAUGACGAUGAUGAGUUGUGGGGUUCCAUAGCUGCCCCUCCUCCCAAGACAACUUCAAAGGCUAUGAGUUUGGGAGCUCCAAAAACCGUCGAUGAUGACUUGUGGGGUGCCAUAGCUGCUCCACCUCCCAUGACGAAAGCCAAGCCCUUGUCAGCUGGAAGAGGUCGAGGAGCAAAACCUGCUGCUCCAAAACUAGGUGCCCAAAGGAUAAAUCGGACAUCAUCUGGAAUGUAGAAAUGACAAAUGAAAGUGCGAGUUUAAAGCAAGCAUAGAUGUGAGAAAAUUGUGAAGUAUCAGUUUUGUAUAAUCCCAUUCUUUUUACUGAUUUAAUAUAUAGGAAAGCAGUGUCUCAGAAUUUCUGGCCUCAAUUAUGCCAUCAGGUUGUUAUAUAACUUUUUCCAGCAUGUGCUUCUUAAAAUUCCUUGUUUCGCCUAGUUCCUUGUAAAUGUUGUACGAGGCAGGAUCUAGUUGUGGAGACUGAGUUUCUGCUCUAAACUUACCAAAGGCAUUCAAGAUUUUGGCUUUUGUAGAUCACUUUUAAUUCCCUAUGUAUUAUUUGUAAUCUACAGAUACUUUAGUAA